Molecule: messenger RNA, 801 nt
Organism: Rotaria sp. Silwood2
Lineage: Eukaryota; Metazoa; Rotifera; Eurotatoria; Philodinida; Philodinidae
Source: the annotation of a GenBank genome assembly
AUGCGUCUUACGAGGAAACCACCCGAGGUGCUAAAAAGCUUUUCGGUUGAGGGUAUGAUGGUUAGUACACCACGAUCAACUUCAACAUCAAACUUAAAUCUCGUUAAUUCACCAAUAUCUUCUGUCCGUCGUCCACUCUCGGCCGAUGAAUCAGAGGAUGGUUUUUGUAUAGUGACGAACAAGAAAAAACAAAAACAAUCUGCACUUAAUGACCCUCAAGCAUUAAAAGAUACUGAAUCAUCUCGUGGUAAUCCAAUUCCACUUAAUCUCGCUGUUAUUGAACUUGAUCAAAAUCAAACACGUGCAGUUAUUGAUAAUCAACAUCGGUCAUCUUCUAAUAAUUUUGUCAUUACUAAUGAAUCAACACGUUUUGCUCAAACAAGAUACCCUUUUCCUCCAUUUGUUUUACGUUUUGGUUCAGGAAAAGUUACAAGUAAUCUAGUUAAAGAAGGUAUUAUUGAUCAUUGUAAAAAGAUUCAUCAAGUUGAUAUUCAAGUAAUAAACUGUCGCUCAUCAAAUAAUAUUCUCUUCAAUAAUGAAUAUGACAUUCUUUUAUAUAUGAAAGAUGCUGUUUCUUUUUCUUUUUUAUUUGAACAAGCUCAUUGGCCUAAAGUAUUAGAUAAUGAAAAAUAUUAUUUUCCUUCGUCUCCAGCUAUUCCACCGCAACUAUGUUUAUUAAUUAAAAAUGUUGAUUUACGUAUUGACUUUGAUGAAUUCUGUAAUGAUAUUAAAACUAAUUAUCCUCAAGUUAAAAAUACAGGGUGGUCCACAAGUCUCCGGGCAGUCUUAUAUCGCGAAUAA